Messenger RNA from Rotaria sordida, 813 nucleotides. The record is from the annotation of a GenBank genome assembly. NCBI's taxonomy places the organism in Eukaryota, Metazoa, Rotifera, Eurotatoria, Philodinida, Philodinidae.
AUGAUAUCAACUUCAAGUUGUUGUACAUCUGACUAUUAUUCAAGUAGUGAUAUUGAAUAUGAUUAUGAUGAUGUAGUCAAAGCUGCUCCACAACAUCUUUCUUCAAUAAAAGAAACAAAUAUUAUUCUUCAAACACUUCUUCAAUAUCAUCAUUCACCAUCUUAUAUUUCUUCUUCUAUUAAGUUUCAACAAUCAAUAAGAUUAUUUAAGUUAGUCCAAGAGAAUCAUUUAUCUAAUGAAAUCUUCAUUCGAGCUAAUGCUAUUCUUCACAAACUUCUUCAUUCAAUUUGUACAAAUGAAAUAAAUGAAUCAAUACUUAUAGCUUGUUUGUCUUUGGCAACAAAACUAAAUGAACAUUCUACUUAUUCGAAUAUAACACUUUUCAAUAGUAAUUUACUAAUAGCGAAUGAAAACUUGAUAUGUAAUACACUUGAUUGGGAUAUUGAUAUAAUAACUCCAAUCAACUAUGUUGAAGCAAUUCUAUUACAUGUGUCGGAUUAUUUAAUAAAAGAUCGUCUUCGACCAUUGACUUAUGAAUUAAUUGUAUUAUGCUUAACUGAUAUUCGUUGUAUGGAUUUAUCUGUUUUAUCAAUGGCGAUAGGUUGUUUAUUGAUGGCAUAUGAAAUGAUAAAUUGUUGUGAAUUAAUCCCAAAACAAGUUUUUGAAUAUGAACAAGAGAACAACAAGAUUUUAUUUCAGACAUCGUUAAUCUACAUUCGUCAAGUUCUUAUGGAAUAUUCUUCAUUGAUAAUUAAUUAUAAUUAUUAUUGUACAGAAUAUUUAACUAAAAGAAUUAACAACAACAUUUCAUAG